Messenger RNA from Cuscuta campestris, 2166 nucleotides. NCBI's taxonomy places the organism in Eukaryota, Viridiplantae, Streptophyta, Magnoliopsida, Solanales, Convolvulaceae. The record is from the annotation of a GenBank genome assembly.
CAGCCGCGCAUCGUUACCUUCAAGACAUUGAAGGAUAAUGGAGCGGAAGAGUUUCGAGGAGACAAGAUGGGGGAGCCCCAGAUUGCGUUGGAUUGGCUUGAGCAGAUGGACCGGGUACUCAAGAAUUUGAGAGUCCCAGAUGCUGAUCGCUCGGAGUUGGCGUCACAGAUGUUCCGGAAGGGAGCAUAUGAUUGGUGGAAGCGCAUUGACCAGGAUCCACACACGCCCAAGCCAUGGACCUGGGAUCGCUUUGAUCGAGCUUUCACGAAGGAGUACGUCCCCACCCGGUACCGCGAGGAGAGGCGCGAUGAGUUCGUUGCGCUUAAGCAGGAGGGGAUGUCACUGCCUGAACUGAGACAGAAGUUCGACUACCUGUCCCAGUAUGCGACGAGUCUGGUCUCCACUCCGGAGGAUCAUUUGAAUGAGUUCGUCAAGAAGCUACGGCCGGACUUGAGGCCGUACGUCGCGCUGAUCACGACGACAGAUUUUAAUGCGGCGUAUGAUUUGAUUGUGAAGACGGAAAAGAGCUUGGACGAUUUGCAGGCAACCAAGAAGGAGGAUCGAGCGACGAAAGACCCGCGACCAGCACCGGGUCGAGCGGGAAGAGUUUUGGAUUCGGGGGAAAGAGGGCAUUUCAGGAGGCAUUGCCCGACAAACCCUAGCAGCGAGCCUAUUUUUCCUAGAGCUCCGGAUCAGCCUGCCACAUCGCAUCCAGCACGGAGUCAGCAGUCUAGAGCCGCAAAUAAUCAGCAGAGACCACGUCUGCAGCAGUCAGGCCGUGCACCAGCGCGUACCUACGCCAUGCAGGGGCGCACAGAUCCUAGUCCCGAUGUUAUCUUGGGUACGUUCAUACUAUUUGAUUCGGUUAUGCAUGCCUUGAUCGAUCCGGGUUCCAUGCUCUCCUAUAUCUGUGUUGGCAUGCAUGCUAAUUCUGCGAUCGUGAGGAGUGACCUUGAGAUACCUACCGUUGUAUCGAAUCCGCUAGGGAAGCAAUUCCCUGCAGAUUUGAUAGAGCUACCACACAAGGAGUUUGAUAUUAUCCUUGGUAUGGAUUGGCUCACCGAGCAUAGAGCAGUAGUCGACUGCAGUUGCCGGACCGUACGGCUGAGAGCCGAGGACAGGAGCGACGUAUCACUCUCCGGGGAGGUGUUCCCCAAGGCUCCCGAGUUCAUAUCGUCCAUGAGCGCGAGGCGCUGGAGUCGCAAGAAGUGCGAGAUGUUCCUGUGUCACGUUCAGGAUAUGCGAAAAGAAUCGCCACGUCAGCAGGACAUUCGUACGGUUUGCGACUUCCCCGAUGUCUUUCCCGAAGACCUUCCUGUCUCAACUAUGGCCGGAGGAAAGUCGAAGAGUAAGGCUUCCAAGAAGAAGGGCCAUGCUGAAGCCUCAAGCUCUCCGCCUCAACCCUUUCCGUACUUUGAUGGAUCCUUUCUCGAGUUCGGGUCGGAAGAGGAACUCAACCGGUUCCUCACACACUUUGCCAAGCGCCCAAUCUCUCCGCACAGGGUGUUGCCCAAGUUGUACCCUCAACAAAAGGGGUAUCACGAGCUCGACAACCAACUUCAAGCGUCGGGUUUGUGGCCCUUCGUCUCCAAGAGCCGCACGACCUUCAAUCCAGCCUUCGUCCAGGCAUUCUACUCAAAUCUCUGCCAUGACGGAGACACUAUCUACAGUAGCAUCAAUCUCUACGACAUAGAGAUUGAUUUGCCUACCUUUGCACGGAUCGCAGGGCUGCCCAUUCGCGGAGACGACAUCGCCACGUACGGGGGAGACGAUUGGAUCCUUAACAACGAGGCGGUCGUCAUUCGAGAGCUUGGGAUCACCAACCUCAUCCUCCAUAGCGGCGCACCGACAAUCCACUCGGCCCCGCUGGAGAAGCGUCUUCUACUCUACAUCCUCACCCGGAUUCUCUACCCCCGGGACGGCAGUCACACCUCGCCCUUCAACAAGGAUUUGAAGGCGAUUCAUGCAUUAAUCCAUGGCGUCUCCAUCAAUUGGGCAAAAUUCGUCAUAAUACACAUGGCGGAUUGCGCUUCCCUCGUACGAAAACGUGACAAGCCCGUGUUUCAACAUGAAGAUUAAACGGCUAUCUUCUACCGUUCCUCCAAGGAUUUCAAAGGCUAUCCUUGAACCUUUACCCAAGGAUUUAUACGGCUAUCCUUAACCAUU